Molecule: messenger RNA, 1113 nt
Organism: Melospiza georgiana
Lineage: Eukaryota; Metazoa; Chordata; Aves; Passeriformes; Passerellidae
Gene: MYCL
Product: MYCL proto-oncogene, bHLH transcription factor
Exons: 2
Coding region: 1-1071 (356 amino acids)
Biological process (GO): regulation of transcription by RNA polymerase II
Molecular function (GO): DNA-binding transcription factor activity, RNA polymerase II-specific; protein dimerization activity; RNA polymerase II cis-regulatory region sequence-specific DNA binding
Source: RefSeq, a predicted model, not a curated record
AUGGAGUUUGACUCGUACCAGCACUACUUCUACGAUCACGACGCCCUGGAGGAUUUCCACCGCUCCACGGCGCCCAGCGAGGACAUCUGGAAGAAGUUCGAGCUGGUGCCCACGCCCCCGCUGUCCCCGCUGGGUACUCCCGGGGACAAGGGGGGAUGCUCGGGGCCGGAGGAGAGGCCGGGAUGGCUCUCUCGGUACUGCCUGGCUGGGGAAGAGCCGGAGUAUCUCAUAGGCACGGGGCAGAUCUUCGGCAACCUGAGCGCGUUCAUCCUCAAGGAUUGCAUGUGGAGCGGCUUCUCGGCGCGGGAGAGGCUGGAGAAGGCGAUGACAGAGAAACUUUCCACGGGCACGCAGAGAGCCACGCCGCACAAGCCGUCCUUCGCGCAGGAUUUGGGCUUGGGCAGCUCCGUCAGCGAGUGCGUGGAUCCCGCCGCCGUGUUCCUCUGCCCGCUGGCCGAGAGCAAGAUCCCCGCGUCCUCGGGCUCCGAGGGCCAGAGCGACUCCGAAGGUGAAGAGAUCGACGUGGUGACGGUGGACAAGAGGCAAUCCCUCAGCCUGAGGAAGCCGGUCACCAUCACGCUCCGUGCCGACCCCCUGGACCCCUGCAUGAAGCGUUUCCACAUCUCCGUGCACCAGCAGCAGCACAACUACGCCGCCCGCUCGCCCCCGGAGCCCUGCCCGCCUCCCGAGUCCCCCCAGCAGCACCAGGAGCAGGAUGAACCCCCCAGCAGCGUGGAGCCCACCCCUGCCGUGCCCCUGCCCGAGCCCGGCUUGCCCAAAGCCAGCAGCAGCCCCGGCUCGGACAGCGAGGACGUGGCCAAGAGGAAAAACCACAAUUUCCUGGAGCGCAAGCGGCGCAACGACCUGCGCUCGCGCUUCCUGGCCCUCAGGGACCAGGUGCCCGGGCUGGCCAGCUGCCCCAAGACCCCCAAAGUGGUGAUCCUGAGCAAAUCCUCCGAGUACCUGCAGUCCCUCAUCAGCGCCGAGAGGAGGAUGGCGGCCGAGAAGCGGCAGCUGCAGCUGCGCCAGACCCAGCUGCUCAAACGGAUUGCUCACCUUAAGGGGCACUAGCACCCCCAUCCUGGUCCCCACAAACCCCCAGCUCCUUCUCAA